GGGACGCAGCGCAGCAGCCGCAGCCGGAGCCGGGGAGGGUGGGCUGGGGGGCGCUGCGCGGGCUGCAAGCCAUGGCCCAGCCCGGGCACCGCCAGGCGCCGCCGACGCCACCAGCAGCGGCGCCCCCUCCCGUCCAGCGGGAGCCAAGAGCGGACGGCAGCCAGUUGUGAAUGCUUCUCCUCCUCCUCCUCUUUUUUCUUUUUUCUUUUUUUACCCCUCCUCGGCAAGGAAUGCUGCGGCUGUGGAUGGUCCAGAAAGCUUUCCCGUGGAAGGAGCCAGCGACGACUGGGCUAAAAUAACCAGACUGGGAAAGGGAGAGUGACGGGUGGCGGCUGUACGACGCAGGGACCUGCAUGAUCUCCACACAUUGCUGUGCCUUGUUGAGAAGUGGAGCUAUAGAAGUCCCCUUGGCUUUCUGCGCUGCAUGUCGUCGUCUUGGGAAGAAUUAAGAGGCAGCCACCGGCAUCUCGGCCUGGAAAGAGAGAGCGAGAGAAAGAGGGAGCCUGGGAGCACCAGGAAAGCAAUUGCACGUCAAGAUCCGUCCACAAACAUCUGUCUUAUUUCUGCAAUAACAACACCAUCGUAAAGUAGACUUCGGUGGGGGUGGGGGGGCGGAGAAGAAGAAGAAAAGGAGGGUUUUCUUCCUGCAGUUUUCCCGUCCCUGUAUAUGCACACAUUUCCCCCUUCCUCUUAGCAUUGCACGCACACAAGCUCAUUCACACAUACACACAAACACGCCAACCAUGAUGUUUCGAGACCAGGUCGGAGUGUUGGCAGGCUGGUUCAAGGGCUGGAACGAGUGCGAGCAAACUGUUGCGUUGCUCUCCCUGCUGAAGAGGGUGAGCCGGAGUCAAGCCCGUUUCCUGCAGCUCUGCCUUGAGCAUUCCCUGGCGGACUGCACCGAACUCCACAUCCUUGAGAACGAGGCCAACAAUCCUGGAAUCAUUAACCAGUGGCAGCAGGAAUCAAAGGACAAGGUGAUUUCCCUCUUGCUAACCCACCUGCCUCUGCUGAAGCCGGGGAACAUCGAGGCGAAAGUGGAGUACAUGAAGCUCCUUCCCAAAAUCCUGGCUCACUCCAUCGAACACAACCAGCACAUAGAGGAGAGCAGGCAGCUCCUGUCUUACGCCCUGAUCCAUCCCGCCACGUCCCUGGAGGACAGGAGCGCCCUGGCCAUGUGGCUGAACCACCUGGAGGACCGCACAUCGCUGGGCACCUACGGGAGCCAGGGCAGGGGCCGGUCCGACUCGGUCGAUUACGGGCCGUCGCACUACUAUCACCAAAGACAGAAUUCGGACGAUAAGCUCAACGGGUGGCAGAGUUCGCGGGACUCCGGCAUCUGCGUCAACGCCUCGAGCUGGCAGGAUAAGAACCUGGGCUGCGAGAACGGCCACCUCCCUCUCUAUUCCUCCUCUUCCGUCCCCGCGACAAUCAACACGAUCGGAACGGGCACGGGCACAAUUCUGUCGAGCCAGACCCACCACAGCCCUUUGAAACGGUCUGUGUCCCUUACCCCGCCCAUGAGCGUCCCCAACCAGCCCCUAGGACACGGGUGGCUGUCACAUGAGGACUUGCGAGCUAGAGGACCCCAAGGCAUCCCUUCCGAUCACGCCCCCCUGUCUCCUCAAAGCAGUGUAGCCUCUUCGGGAAGUGGUGGGAGCGAACACUUAGAAGAUCAGAACUCUGCGCGUAACACAUUCCAGGAAGAAGGGAGUGGUAUGAAAGAUGUUCCUGCCUGGCUGAAGAGUCUCCGCCUCCACAAGUACGCUGCCCUUUUCUCCCAGAUGACGUAUGACGACAUGAUGUCAUUGACCGAGUGUCAGCUGGAGGCACAAAACGUUACCAAAGGUGCAAGGCACAAAAUUGUGAUCAGCAUCCAAAAGCUAAAAGAGAGGCAGAACCUUCUCAAGUCCCUGGAAAGGGACAUCCUCGAAGGGGGCAACCUGCGGGUGCCCCUGCAGGAGCUUCACCAAAUGAUCCUCACCCCCAUCAAAGCUUACUCUUCUCGGAACCUGACGGCGGACAACCGCGGCCGGGAUCCUGAGCCCCAUCGCACGGCUUCCCUGAUUGGCUCCGAUGGCCAGGGGCCCGACUGCAAGGACUCCGCCGCGGGGGGGAUACCCCACCACCACCUGCCAGGCUGCGAGGGGGAAUCCGGUGGGGCUCCUUUGCCCGAAGGGGACAUCCCAGGGCAGUUUACUAAGGUGAUGGGCAAAGUAUGCACCCAGCUCCUUGUCUCCAGGCCGGAUGAGGAGAAUAUCAGCUCCUAUCUCCAGCUAAUCGACAAAUGCCUAAUUCAUGAGGCGUUCACAGAGACGCAGAAGAAAAGGUUGUUGUCAUGGAAACAGCAGGUGCAAAAACUCUUCAGGGCUUUCCCUCGGAAAUCCAUCCUCGAUCUCUCGGGGUACCGGCAGCAGAGAACCCGAGGUUUUGGCCAGUCGAACUCCCUGCCAACAGCUGGAUCUGUAGGUGCAGGAAUGGGCCGCCGGAACCCACGCCAGUUCCAGAUCCCCUCCCGGAACCUGCCUACCACACGGCUGGGCCUCUUGGGCUCCAGCGGCCUUCUGGGAGCCAGCCAGCGCACCGCGGCCGCCAACCCCACCAUCCUGAAGCAAGGGAGACAGAACCUUUGGUUUGCAAACCCUGGAGGGAGCAACAGCAUGCCCAGCCGGACUCACAGCUCUGUGCAGAGGACGCGCUCGCUGCCAGUGCACACCUCUCCGCAAACCAUGCUUAUGUUUCAGCAGCCAGAGUUCCAGGUACCAGUGACAGAACCUGACAUCAAUAAUAGGCUGGAGUCGUUGUGCCUCAGUAUGACAGAACAUGCACUUGGAGAUGGUGUCGACAGAACCUCGACGAUCUAGAAGACGGAGGUGUCUGCAGUGAGAACGCUGGCCGUCAGCAAAUUGGGCUGCUGGACCAGCAGCAAAGUUGGCAGCGAGUCCCCGGACGUGUCAAGGAUCCCUGGAGAUAAUUUGCAACCUUUCCGUUUCCGUUUUCCUCUCUCUCUGUCUCUCUGUCUGUCUGUCUCUUGUCUCCUCCUCUCUCCAUCUCUGUUUACAUUUUGUAAAAGGGUCACACUUAUAUUGCUGUUACGCAUCGUCAAGAAACAGGACUGGGAUCCGCCAGGUUUAUGAUUAUGCACAAAACAGAGAAAUGACAUUGGGUGGGGAGCGAAAGAUGUCGGAGGGCUUCCUCAGAGGAGCAGGCCUCCCCAACCGUGGCUAAGGGCAAGCCUCUUAGCAGCCAAAUAAUAAUUCACGGAGCAUCCGUUGGGAACGGGCAGCGGGGGUGGCAGACGGAACCGCUCCUCGCGAAGAAAGAGACUUUCUGAAAUAACGUCACCGAAGCAUGAAGACGACGACGCAGAGAGCGACGCGUCGGCCAUCUGUAAAUAGGAGCUGUGUUGCACCGACAUUCACCGUUGUGAGCUGCAGUUGUUGUCGGGGGGGGGCGGAAAGGAAAUUAAAAAGGCCAAACUAAUUUCCCUC
This is a messenger RNA of Podarcis muralis (Common wall lizard), 3491 nucleotides long. RefSeq names its product sterile alpha motif domain containing 4A (gene SAMD4A). The record is from RefSeq and is a predicted model, not a curated record. Lineage: Eukaryota; Metazoa; Chordata; Lepidosauria; Squamata; Lacertidae. Gene Ontology annotation, biological process: negative regulation of translation; nuclear-transcribed mRNA poly(A) tail shortening; regulation of mRNA stability. Gene Ontology annotation, cellular component: P-body. Gene Ontology annotation, molecular function: protein binding; mRNA binding; translation repressor activity.